AAAUUCUUAAUCUUGUUCCGUCUUGCAUAUUCAAUGAAGAGAGAUAUCAGACAUAAUCUCCAAUUUAGAAAUAAAUAAUUACGAUCAACAUUUUAUUGGCGCAUAGAUGUAGACUGGAAUAGCUGGUGAAAUGGAAAAGCUGUUUUACUUUGUUUUGAUUACUGCCAUUUUCGUUUCUCAAUGGGGAGUGGUGCACUCGGUGACCUGCUACACGUGUUUGGGAUGUAACGACGAGUUCGAGUCUCCUGGUGUGAGGAGCGAAUCUGGCUGCGUGGCUUGCACGAAAUCUAAAUCCUGGGGAACAUAUGGCAAACACACGAUCAUCCGCGCGUGUUCCCGCUCUUCCUACGCCGAAGGGUGCACAGAUGACAUCGGGGCCGGCAUGUUAUGCUACUGUACCAGGGACCAUUGCAAUGUGGCGGGAAAACAUGCGGCCAAAUGGACAUUGGUCAGCUUCGGACUGUUCCUUCCCUUUGUCCUGAAACUGACUCUUGGGACUAUGUGAUCAGCAUUGACAAUAAAAACCAUUUGAUUAUAAUUCCUUAACCAAUUGUACCACAUUUGUAUCAUAUAGAAAUUUGCACAUGUAUUGUACAACGUAUUUUGUUAUCGCUUCUAAACUUUAUAUAUGAAAUAAAUUCCAUUACCUGUAAUACAAGGCAGAAUAUUCUCAAAAACACUGUACUGAAGUUUGAAUUUGGAAAUGAAACUCAAUUGAUAAUAUGACAUUUAAUGUAUAUGUAUAAUUGCUAUAUCCGGUAAGAUUUAAUUUGAUAAUAUUUUAUUGCAUGAGAUUUGACAAUGAGAAUACCAAUGCAAAGUUCGACACAACAUUUAAACCGACUUUAUAAAAUCUAAAAUGCAAAGAGAUUGGGCAACGAG
This is a messenger RNA of Mya arenaria, 882 nucleotides long. RefSeq lists its product as uncharacterized. The transcript is spliced from 3 exons. Lineage: Eukaryota; Metazoa; Mollusca; Bivalvia; Myida; Myidae. The record is from RefSeq and is a predicted model, not a curated record. The coding region runs from base 131 to 505 and encodes 124 amino acids.